AAUUCCAAACACAAAUCACAAUAUAACACUGAUUCUACGUUGAUCACCUCAUAGCUUCGCUUCUCUCUCUUCGAUGAACGACCCGUUCCAAAUGAUGGGUCACUCUCAGAUCCACCAAAACUACGUCGUUUGGCCGCAACCACCGCCGCUUUACCCGCCAGAAAACCCCGCCGUGCUGGCCCACCCACCACUGUUCAACAACCGCUAUCCGGGUCGAGUCAACUGGACGCGCGAGGAACACCGCCGUAUCGGGUCAGGUCCGGGUCAAAGCUCCGGCAACCCGAGGGAUUCGCAACGCUACGGCCACAAGCGCCGCCGGUUCCACCACUCGAAGCGGAGGCCCCACGGCGGUGGCCGCCAACGUCUCUCUGCGCCGUUCGCGCCGCGCAACACGACGUCGUACUUAAUCCGCGCGAAGAGAUCCGGCGGCAUCACGUCACUGGUGUCACCGUCGGUCCAGCCGACGACGCCGGUUAUGACGCCGACGAGGGAGAAUUUGUGCUGGAUUGAGAAGGACGACGAGUGGGGCAUCGACUUGUACGGCACCAUGAAGGGCCGGAUCCGUCUCCGGCGAGACUCCGAUGAGGAAUCAGAGGUCAUCUCCGGCGGAAGCGACGGCGCAGAGAGCGAUAAGGAACUGAACUAUUUACUGAGCAGGUUCGAGAUGAUUUACCCUGAUGAACUGAACUUGGAGAAUAGGGUUAGUCAAAAAGGAAAGCGCAUUGCUGAAUUGAUAGAUGAGAAUUUCUUGCUGAGCGAGAGGAUUUAUUUCUUGGAAAUGGAAUUGGAUGAGGUGAGAAAGCGUGUUCGGCGAUUGGAGUCGGAGACUGAUGGCGGCUGCAGUGAGCCGGAGAUUGUCGACGAUGGACAUGUUUGCUCCGUCGUCAAAAACUGACUCAAACACCGCCAUCGAACCAUGUCUUCAGACCGAAGACUGAAGACAUAGUUCACGGUGGCUGUGUUCUAACUAUGUGUUCAGUUAGUUCACCGAACUAUGCCUUCAAACCGAAGACUGAAGACAUAGUUUACGAUGGCUGUGUUUUAACUAUGUGUUCAGUUAGUUCACCCUUGCUUGGGUUCCAAGUUUUCUAUCUUUUUGUGAAGGAUUUUUCUGCUAUGUCUGUAAAUGAUUAUGAUUACAUUUAUUUUUCCUAGGUUUAUAGAUAUAGCAGGUUUAGUUUAGUUGCUGAUUUUAAUUUUGAUUCUCUUUGGGAACAUAACUCAUUGAUUUUCAAGUUAGGGCUUGACUCUAAGUUCAGUUAA
Molecule: messenger RNA, 1263 nt
Organism: Lotus japonicus
Lineage: Eukaryota; Viridiplantae; Streptophyta; Magnoliopsida; Fabales; Fabaceae
Exons: 1
Coding region: 74-895 (273 amino acids)
Source: RefSeq, a predicted model, not a curated record